Solanum dulcamara is the source of this 1428-nucleotide messenger RNA. RefSeq lists its product as uncharacterized. NCBI's taxonomy places the organism in Eukaryota, Viridiplantae, Streptophyta, Magnoliopsida, Solanales, Solanaceae. Bases 1 to 1428 code for a protein of 475 amino acids. The transcript is spliced from 3 exons. The record is from RefSeq and is a predicted model, not a curated record.
AUGGGAAUAGGUUGUGUCUUGAUGCAGCAUGAAAAAGUUAUAGCUUACGCUUCCCGGCAGCUUAAAAAGCAUAAAAUAAAUUACCCUACUCAUGAUCUGGAACUGGCAGCAGUGAUUCAUGCUCUAAAGAUAUGGAGGCACUAUUUAUAUGGUGUUCAUGUUGAUAUCUAUACAGACCACAAGAGUCUCCAGUAUAUUUUUAAGCAGAAAGACUUGAAUUUGCUGCAGAGGAGAUGGAUGGAGUUCUUAAAAGACUAUGAUGUCGAUAUUUUAUAUCAUCUAGGGAAGGCCAACGUCGUAGCAGAUGCACUCAGCCGUAAGUUCUUGGGUAGCUUGGCAGGUGUUCCACCAGGAAAGAAGGAAAUAGUUCGUGAAAUUAGUCAAUUGGCCAGUCUUGGAGUUCGCUUGGAUGAAUCUGGAGAUAAUGGGGUUUCGGUUCGAGAGUUUGCUAAAUCUUUCAUUAUAGAAGAAAUAAAGCGACAUCAAUAUGAAGAUCCUAUUUUGGCACGGUAUCGAUAUACAGGUAUUGACAAAGAGAAGACCUUUUUUGGUAUUAUAUCUGAUGGAGUAUUAUUAUACAGGGGUAGGUUAUGUGUACCUAACGUUGCUGGGCUACGGCGACAGGUUAUGGGUGAGAUCACAUAUUCAACUGAGGAUUAUGCCAGGUUAUAUAUUAAGGAGAUAGUAAAGCUCCACGGAGUUCCUAUAUCCAUUAUCACUGAUAGAGGUGCCCAGUUUACAGCAAAUUUCUGGAGAUCUUUUCAGAUGGCACCGUAUGAGGCUCUGUAUGAAAGAAAAUGCAGGUCACCUAUAGGUUGGUUCGAUGUGGGUGAAACUAAGUUGAUUGGCCCAGAUCUGAUUCAGCAGGCAGUUGAGAAGGUGAAGCUUAUUCAGGAACGAUUAUUGGCAGCUCAAAGUCGACAGAAAGCAUAUGCUGACAACCGGCGUCGACCUUUAGAGUUCCAAGUGGAUGACUGGGUAUUCUUGAAAGUGUCACCUAUGAAGGACGUCAUAAGAUUCGGUAGAAAAGGAAAGCUUAGUCCGAGAUACAUCGGGCCUUAUCAGAUUGUCCGUAAAGUAGGCAAGGUUGCCUAUGAGUUGGACCUACUAGCUGAUUUAGAAGCAGUACAUUCGGUGUUUCACGUGUCUAUGCUUUGCAAAUUCAUUGGCGAUCCUUCCAGUGUAUUUCCCAUACAAGUCAUUCAGGUGACCGAAGAGCUGUCCUAUGAGAAAGAGCCGGUGGCUAUUUUAGAUCAUCAGGUCAGGAGAUUACGCAUCAAAUAUGUGGCCUCGGUUAAUGUAUUAUGGCGCAAUAAGCACCGAGAAGAAAUAACUUGGGAGGCUGAGGAAGAAAUGAAGGAGAAGUAUCCUCAGUUGUUUUCUGCACCCACAGGUAACCUAAAUAUCUUAUUUAUCUAUGUUGGUUAG